Messenger RNA from Anguilla anguilla (European eel), 1294 nucleotides. RefSeq lists its product as uncharacterized. The record is from RefSeq and is a predicted model, not a curated record. Bases 518 to 1120 code for a protein of 200 amino acids. The transcript has a single exon. NCBI's taxonomy places the organism in Eukaryota, Metazoa, Chordata, Actinopteri, Anguilliformes, Anguillidae.
UGCUGCUUCUGCUUGCUACUCUCUGCUUUCAGCUACUGCCGCUGGUUAGCCCUCUGUGCAGAGGGUGAGAAGAGGAGCCGAGUGCGUAAGUCUCCUUCUGCCGGUACAUAGCCUCUCCAUCGCCAAGACUCCUGCAGUGCCUCCUCGUGGCCACACAUGGCAACUGGGUACCUUGCGGCCCCAGGCUAAACUGUAGGGGAUCUUGGAGCAGCAGUGGGCCCCAGAGACAAGGCGCGCAGGCCCACCGGUGUGUGGACACGCCCUGGUGCCUCUCAACCACUGUCCCAGCUAUGGGCAAAUAGCAUGGGCAGGUGGGGCUCAGACAUGUAUGGCAACCCAUCUAGGAGAAGGUCACUCCAAACAAAAACCAUGGGUGCUGCUCGCACCUGGCUCCGUACCGCAUGCCACCUGAAGGUAUCGGAGUAAAGGGCGGAUAAGAGCUUAUGCCUAAAACGGCCAGAUCAGGGCUGAGAGGAAUUGCGCCCCACAGCCCUUACAUAGCAUUUAAAGCCUAACAAUGGAGAGUCCAGUUAUUGAGAAUCCUAUACUUCCAGUGGCGGGAGUCCACAGGAAUCACGCAGCAAAUGGUGGUGCUGGUCCUCCCCCCGGUGGACAGCAUGACGAUGGGACCCCAAAGCCGAAAGGGAGGGUUCACUCUGACUACAGCACACGGUCAAAUGCACUCAUGUGUUGUCGGAGACCAUUUAUUAUGGGAACCUUUAAUGCAAACACAGUGAGGGAAGAAGCGAAGUUGGUGGAGCUUGCACAUUGUGCCGAAGAAAGGGGAGUGGAGAACCUGGGAGUCAAGGAGCACAGGAGAGUACAUGCUGAUGAUCCGAUCGUGUAUCGCACAGUGGAGGGAUGCUCACUCAUCACCUCAUCUGCAUGGCGAAACGAGGCCCAGGCUGCUACUGGUGGCGUGGGGCUAAUGCUGAGCUCUCGGGCGCGUAAGGCUCUCCGUAGGGUUCACCAUCACACCGAGAUGAUCAUUAUCGUGGAUUUCGAUAGCAACCCAGUUACAACCCUCAUGGUCAUGUACUCACCUACCAACGUAACACCAGUUGAGGAAGUAGAGAAGUUCUAUGAGGAUCUGUUUAGUGUGUUUAGUGUGUACUUUUAGUACACAAUGGACAGUGUGUGCAAACUACUCUCCAUACUAUUUUCCUAAGGUCCUGUGAAAUUAUUGUAAGACAUCCCCCCUUAUAAUAAAAAAGCCCUGCUUCUUCCUCUCUGAUUUAUUGAACCUAGCACCAGGACCUCCUAAGUAUUUACUUCAUGAACAGUGUGCUCCCGA